Messenger RNA from Glycine soja, 946 nucleotides. RefSeq lists its product as uncharacterized. Lineage: Eukaryota; Viridiplantae; Streptophyta; Magnoliopsida; Fabales; Fabaceae. The transcript has a single exon. The record is from RefSeq and is a predicted model, not a curated record. Bases 18 to 650 code for a protein of 210 amino acids.
AUAGGCUACUGCGUACGAUGGACAAAGAAUAUGAUCAGGAUGAUAUAAAGAAGAAAUUCAACAAGUUUUUGAAAAGUACUCUGCAGUUUGUUUUAUCAGUUUCUGUAUUUUCUUUCUUUGUAUGGUACUCUUCUGGCUUCUCCAUACUCCCUCAGUGUUUCAAUGCAUACUUCUCCUCGUGUCUUUUCUCCAUGCUUACUCGCACUCUUGAAAGGAAAUACAUGUUUCUCAUCUGUAACGCCAUCCUUGCUCUUCUAGCCAUGUCACCUCAUUUUGACUUACGGGUUUCUGAAGAACCACUUGGUGCUUUUCGCUUGCUAGAGAAUGCUCCUCUUAUGGUUGAAGAAGAAGCAAAAAGGCAUGAAGAAUAUCCUGAUCAACAUAUAUCACAAGCUGAAGAAAACGAAGGAAGACUAGUUAGUAAAGUUUCUAAUGCAGAAGAAGAAGGAGCAGGAGGAGGCACAGGAAGUAGUACUGGAGUUAUUGUAGCACAAGAUGAUGAUGAAUUAGUAGCAGAAACAGCAAUGGAAAUGGAAACAAACGAAGAACUGGCAAAUACAGAUGAACUCAACAGAAAGAUUGAAGAAUUCAUAAGGAAAAUGAAGGAGGAGAUGAGGAUUGAGGCACAAAAACAACCAAUUGCAGUCUAGUACAUGCAUGAUUACGCAUCUGCAUGUUAUGUUGUAAAACACGAGGAAUAACUAAUUAGUGCUUUAGUCUUACUUUUAAAAUGACAAAGCCUUAUGGUGUGGUCCUUUUUUAAUCAUUUUUAUUUGUAUGUUAGCACGUACAUCUUUUUCCUCCUAGUUUCUUUCUUUUUCAAUCUGUUAAGCUCUAUCAUGCUGCUUUCGUUUUUUUGUUUAAAUUAUAUUGUAUUCCCUUCUCUUCUUGCCUUCUAGCUUUAUUACCCCUUAGCUACUUUUUAUUAAUUUUUAUAUUCACUACC